This is a messenger RNA of Dacryopinax primogenitus, 2021 nucleotides long. RefSeq lists its product as uncharacterized. The transcript is spliced from 12 exons. The coding region runs from base 1 to 1839 and encodes 612 amino acids. Lineage: Eukaryota; Fungi; Basidiomycota; Dacrymycetes; Dacrymycetales; Dacrymycetaceae. The record is from RefSeq and is a predicted model, not a curated record.
AUGCCAGUAGACUCCAAAGAACAGCGAUGGCUAACCAAGGCGCAGCGGGCACCCCAGUGGCUGGAUCUCCUGUAUGACUUGGUGAUCAUUGCGGUUCUGACCGUAUUCACCGUCAAUCAUGAGAUCACUGGCGGUCCAUCGACCCUCGUAUACUUCUCAUAUUUCGUCAUCAUUUGGUGGGUCUGGGCCUCGCAAGUGCUAUACGACGUGCGGUUCGAGGCAAACGACUGGGUCCACCGCCUGUUCAAGUUCUGCCAGCUAGGAACGUUUGCUUUCCUUGGUGUGACGGCGCAGAGCUUCGACCCAUCGAAUGUACUUCCACCCGAGUCGGCUGUGGAAUCAUCUGAAGCCGCACAGCAGUCGUUGGGCGCGUCAGCUUGGACGGGAGUUGCAACCUCAUACGCUGCUGGACGACUCUUCUUGAUCCUCGAAUAUGUACUCGUUCUCAUCACAACACGGCAUUACAAGCGACAUCUGCCUUCUUUGCUGGUGCCGCCGAUUGUUGCAUUCAUUUCCGGAGUUCUAUGGGCCAUCAGUGCGUCCAUGACAGGGAACGCGGCUGCCAAAGUUGCUUGCGCCUACAGUGGCCUUGGGCUCGAGGUGGAAGCGACAUUGAUGCUUCCUCUAAUGCCCCAAUACAUGAGGGCUCCGCCCGAAAUGAUCAGUGAACGCUUUGGUGCAUUAUCACUCAUCAUCAUUGGUGAAGGAAUCAUCGGCAUCAUCCGAUCUUUCAGUGCGGUCAUGGCCGGGUUUGGGUUCAGUAGUGUGGCUUAUGGGCAAUGUUUCUGUGCCCUGGUUAUUAUCACCUCCCUCUGGUACUUUUUGUUCGACGGGUUCAAUGUGGAGAUUAGGAUGGGGCGAAAGCGCGGGCUGCUAUGGAUCAUCUUCCACUUCCCCCUGCACUUCAGUAUUCUGCUGGUUCUCAUCGGAAUGCGAAACACUGCCACGUUCGGCAAUAUCACCCACGCUCUGGACAUUGUCAACCAGAACAUGUUAUCCCUUUUUGCCGACAUCGACGAGAACAAUUUCAACCAUACGUCCGCCGGUCUACAGUACAUGUCCAUUCAACUUGGGAAGCUCUCAAUCACUCCAUCAUGGCCAGAAGAGAUCCGGAAUAUCCUCGACGAGGCCUCCAAUCCCAAUAGCACCCAAGACCCUGUUGUUGAUGUUAUCCAGUACCAGGUGCAGAUUUACAUCGGUAUUGCAGCUUACUACGAUGUCCAACUAUCAGAUGACGUCUUGCACUCGGCAGAAGUGAUCAACUCCCUUAAUGGAACUCGGAAUCCCGAUUCAAGCACUUGGAAUGCCACAUAUGACGAAUAUGUCGCUUUGGGCAACGAGUUCGAUCAGGAGUACCAAACUGAUCUGGGCAACGGCGUCCUUUUCUUUCUACCAAGCGCAGGAGGCUUCUUGUUUGUCCUUUCUAUCCUUCACCUCCUCAGAAGCCUCCCCCUCGGCGGCUACAUGUGGGCGUCAUGGACUUCUCGGCUUGUUGGUGGAAUUGGACUGGGGCUUCUAGGGCUUCUCGACCUGGGUGACAAGACGCUAAAUGAGGACAUGACCUCGCCUAUAUUUGUCUAUCGACUGCAACAACGAAACUGGAUGCUGCCAGUCGUCGCAAUCGUAUACGCUGUGCUUAUCAUCUUCGACUCGCUAUUAAUGGUUCUGGCCGACCGUCAAGCUCGCCAUCGGCGGGGGCCGGUUAUCCCACAUACAGACCAAGCGGGACCUCGAGGCGCAAAUAGCUCCGUUGAGGCCCGAGGUCCGGAAUGCUCGGCACCACAUGAAGAGACAGUGCUUCCAGGGUCUGGCACUCGAGUAAAGAGUGACUACUCUUGAAUUACCUUGGAAACAUGUUUCCUCAAGUCUACACAUCGGCCCAUCGUUGUAAAAAUAGAGCUCGUAACGAGUGUCUUCUCUGACUACGCUUUCCAGUGUGUUAAUUCCCAACGACUGCGGAGGGGAAGACGAAUUCCAAGAGAAGCAACGUUGCUGACUCAGUUUUUAUUCAUAUCUCGGCG